AUGCGGUCGUUCGUGGUAACCAUCGCGAUUUUGGCUGGCGUCCUUGCCAUGCCCUUUGACUUGGAAGAGGCGAAGCGACGGGAUGCUUCGCUUUACUCGGACGACGUGGCCCGGCACGUCUUCUUCCCACUGGCCAUGUCCACGUACAGCCACGAUCCGCAGAAGUGUAUCACCACAGCAGCACAGGGAAAGCUUCGUCGCUUCGUCAACGUCCAAUGCGAUAUCGAUAAGCAAGAUACUUGUGCUGGUUAUACCGCUGUCUCGGACGCCCAGAAGGCUAUUAUUCUGUCUUUCAGGGGCACCAGCGGUAACUCGCAGCUCGUUUUGGAGAUCGUUGAGGCUUUGCACCAAAUGGUCCCAUUCGCGGGUGGCAACGUCGCCUACUACUUCUACAACGCUUUCCUGAGCGUUUGGAAUGGAGGCAUGAAGCAAGAUUUUCUGGCGCUCAGAAAUGCGAAUCCUGGGUAUGAGAUCUGGAUCACCGGGCACUCUCUCGGUGGGGCAAUGGCGGCCGUGGCAGCAAACUUCAUUGCGACCACACAGAACAUCACCGGGACGCCCGUGAAAUUCAUGACUUUCGGAGAGCCGAGGACCGGUGACAAGAAUUUUGCCGACGCGCACGACUCUCGAUUCCCCUUCUCUUUCCGCGUCAUCCACAACCACGACAUUGUUCCGCAAGUGCCAUUCCCGUUCAUGGGCUACCGCCAUCACGGAGCGGAGGUGUGGUACGAAAACACAAUGGGCAACGGCGCCUCGUACAAAAUCUGCGAGCAGCAAGAGGAUAAGAACUGCUCGGAUGGAACACUCGACGUCUGGGAGCCCGACCACGACGACUAUUUCGGUCUGAAGGAUGGCCAAGCGUGGUUCGACUCUGGCUGCCCAAAGUUU
Molecule: messenger RNA, 888 nt
Organism: Mesorhabditis spiculigera
Lineage: Eukaryota; Metazoa; Nematoda; Chromadorea; Rhabditida; Rhabditidae
Source: the annotation of a GenBank genome assembly